GUCGAUCGGAUGAGGGUCAAUCCCGGCACUUUUCCCGUCUGCCGCGACGGUUGAGAAUUGAAACAGCAGAUUUGCUUCUUUUCAUAGGUGGUCAUGAAGUCAUGACUCGACUAGUCGUGGUUGAUUACGCCAGUUGCCUUGCUAAGAAUACUCCGUGGCGAUGAUCCAUCAAUCACUGUUGAGAUAACUCACGGGGCACUUCAUCGGACGUCCCUGAGGCAGUACCAUGGGACGGACAGCAGGGAAUAUGUCGAUGCAGAAGAAACUUCCGAGAAUGUCAUGCAUACCAAUAAAAGCAUCCAACAUGGACCGCGUAUUGCCAAGCUCAGAAUGAUGAAGCCUAGUCAGUGGAGGUUCCGUGGUUGGUGGGCUGAGGGUGAGACACGCUCAUCCAGAGAUCCAGGCUCACAGGAAACCUUGGGAAUGAGAUGGUUAAGCAGAUCCCCGAUGAUGACGAUCGCUACUUCACUGUACGGUGCCUCUUUGGUCCACCGUGUAUCAGAUAGGUUGGUUGUGGUGAUACGAUCCAACUCGACCCGAUCGACAUAAAUUGCGCAGGACUACUCAGUUAAUGACCAGAAAUCCCGUGUGUGUAUAAAGUUGAUGAAAUGGAAUACAUCAACUGACUUGAUAACAUAUUAGGAAACAAGGUUAAUAUCAGCGUAAUAAUGAUAAUAAUGAGGAAGAGGACGCGUAUUACCCCAGCCACUUUCUGACGUGGCGGUAGGGCUGGUGAGUCUCCGCCACGAGGGUCAGUUUCCUCAAUGGGGAUUAGUCCCUUGCAGUGUGUUCUGUGCAAUGUCAACAGAAAUAUUGCUUGCUAUGAAAAUAUCUGCUCAUUACCAGAACCCUUUAAAGAAAAAGGC
This is a messenger RNA of Aspergillus piperis CBS 112811, 866 nucleotides long. RefSeq lists its product as uncharacterized. The record is from RefSeq and is a predicted model, not a curated record. The transcript has a single exon. NCBI's taxonomy places the organism in Eukaryota, Fungi, Ascomycota, Eurotiomycetes, Eurotiales, Aspergillaceae. The coding region runs from base 280 to 549 and encodes 89 amino acids.